AUGCCUCCCCUCCUUGGCAAGAAGUUCCCCGUGCCUGUCGCGAAAACCAUGUUCCCGUUCUACGCUGCCGGCGUCAUCGUCCUCUUCGGCGUCAAUGCCGCCCAGAACGCCAUGAUGGCCAGCGAUGAAUUCAAGAAUGACCCGCGGAACCCCAAUGCCGGCAAGGCUUCGGAGAAGCAUUAG
Drepanopeziza brunnea f. sp. 'multigermtubi' MB_m1 is the source of this 183-nucleotide messenger RNA. The record is from RefSeq and is a predicted model, not a curated record. NCBI's taxonomy places the organism in Eukaryota, Fungi, Ascomycota, Leotiomycetes, Helotiales, Drepanopezizaceae.